This is a messenger RNA of Eleginops maclovinus (Patagonian blennie), 695 nucleotides long. RefSeq lists its product as uncharacterized. The record is from RefSeq and is a predicted model, not a curated record. Gene Ontology annotation, molecular function: protein binding. NCBI's taxonomy places the organism in Eukaryota, Metazoa, Chordata, Actinopteri, Perciformes, Eleginopidae. Gene Ontology annotation, biological process: signal transduction. The coding region runs from base 117 to 536 and encodes 139 amino acids. The transcript has 4 exons.
UAUGAAUCUCCCCAGUAACCCUCAAACCACGCUCGCUUUUGGCAUACUGUAUUUCAGGUUUACGAGUACAGUUACUUUGAGUGUCUUGCACUGCUGAUCUUUUGGAAUUUGAAAUAAUGCCCAACAAAGCCCAAGAGGAUGCUGUGAUUAACCUAAAGACACUGCAAGAGAUUUCCAGUCAGCUCGGUUUUGAGUGGACCGUUUUGGCGUAUGAGCUUGGUUUCAACCGAACUGAGAUUGCUCGAUUUCACUCCAAAUCUCCAGAAAAGAGUGUGCAGGCUAGGACCAUGUUGGGGAGCUGGUAUGAUAAGUCAUGGGACAAGCCCAAUAAGACCAAGCUGCUGCAGGAUGCACUGGAUCGAGCAGGCAGACGGGAUCUGGCUGAGAGGCUGCGCUGCCUCCACUGGGGCCACCAGAAGCUGAGCAAUAGGGUUGAACUGCCCUCUGCCUUCCCCUUCCUCAUCACAGUUCACAAGACCAUCCACAACCAAGAAGCACUACGCAGGAUCAACGAUCUCAACCGUAGAUACAAUUAAAGCUGGGUGAAAAUGUGGAAAAUGUGGCAAACUUUCUACAUGCCCCACUGGAAAUAAAUGUAUUGUGUCACUGAACAAAUAGGUGAGAAGCAUAGACCAUGUAUAAAGUAAUGCAACUUUCUAUCAUGGAAUAAAAUAAAAGGUUUCAAUAAAGAUGAA